AUGAAAUUUCUCUCCCUUAGCAUUAUCACCGUGGCUAUGGACCUGCUUUGUGCAACGCAUUCUUUUGAGGUCGUUACGGUUGCUAAUAGGAGAAUGCGUGCGCAAAACACUCGUGCCACUAAUACGGAGACUGCACUGACUCAUGAAUUUGCCUGCAUGAAUAAGGUAAUUCAAGGAACAGUAGCUAUAAACGCGAUAAAUCAACUGCAAGCCCCUGUUAGUGAAAGGAGAGAUAAUGGUAGAAGGAAAAAAGUAUUCAUCAUUGAUGAGUUUACUCAAGAUAUAGUCAGUAUAAAAUACUUUGCCCAAACAUCAAUGAACAACAGAUACGAGAAAGUCAUUUCUGUCAUGAAUAAUCUGAUGGCUAUGCCGUGUGAAAUGUUAGCGCGUGGAACGGCAAAUACUAUAAAUGACAAGAAUAUGGAACAUCGAAGACAUCUUGAAAUGAUCACAGUUCAAACUGUUGCACAGCAUUUAGCCGAUCAGGAGGACUAG
Messenger RNA from Blumeria graminis f. sp. triticale, 495 nucleotides. The record is from the annotation of a GenBank genome assembly. NCBI's taxonomy places the organism in Eukaryota, Fungi, Ascomycota, Leotiomycetes, Helotiales, Erysiphaceae.